AGUAUAUAAAAACAUAAAUCUAAAAUUCAAUAAUAAUAAUUAAUGAAUAUAAAGAUUGUAUACAACUUAAAGACUCAUAAGAUUUCCCCAAAGUAUUAGACAUUAGCUGAAAUAAAAGCUGCUAUAUCGAGUAUUUACUAAAACGAACUAAAGGAUGGAUUUACUUUAUACGUAACUUUAGAUUAAAGUAAAAUUUUUAAAUUCAUUAUUAGCCCAAAACCCUUAUUAAAUUUAGGAUGAAUAGUAUUUUUAAAGAAUAAAGGACUUAUAUGUUUAUUUAGGAUGGUAAUCUAUCAAGUUUGUUGUUAAAGAUCUAAAUAAUCCUGAAUUGACAACAGAUGAUAUUAAUAUACUUAAUUAAAGUGUAGUUGCAAAGUCAAACUUAUAAUUGAAUUAAUUUGACGAUAUUUUAUAAAAGAAAGAAAUAGUUUAAUCAUAACAACAGAAAUAAGAGAUCAAGAACAACAUUAAUGAUUAACCUUAAUAAAGUAAUGCUGUUGAUGGAUUAACAAAAGAGUAAUUAAUUUUAAAUUAAAUUAAGAAUUAUGUAACAAAUUAAUAAGCUUUCAUUACAAGAUAUCGAUUGUAAUAAUGAAGAAUUCAAAAAAUUUGUUAUUGAACAAGUAGAUGAACGAUUAGUGUUUCAUGGAAUUAUUUAAAAUAAUAACAAUAAGAAACAGUAAAUUUAGUAAGAGCAACCUAAAACCCCUGUUUAUAAAAUGCAAGUCUUAUAUAAAUAGAACAAUUAAAUUCAUAUGGAGUUUGGAAAACCUUAUAAAUGGGAAAUACAUUUAAAAAAUGAUGGAAAUGUUACUUGGAAAAGAGGAAUGGUAAAAUUAAUUAGUAUAGCUGGAAAUUUUAAAGAUCUUAAGAUAGAUGUAUAUUAAAUAAAUAAAUAAUUUUAGUUAUAAAAUGAUGUCAAACCUUAAGAAACUGGAUUAUUUUCUUGCAUAUUCCAACCAAUAAACCAGUAAAUCAAUAAUAUUAAUAAUGAAUUCAGAGUAAUUAUUUUUAUACAUUAAUUUAGUUAGCACAUAUUGAAAAUAACAAACCAGAAUUUUUUGGUUAAAAAGUGUGCUUUUGUUUAUUUGUGAAAAACUAAGAUGUAAAAAAUUAAAGAUAAUCAACAAUUACUUAAAAAGAUGCUUAAUUUAAUAGUAAAAAAUAAAAAUAAAUUAGCAACAAUAAAUGAUGAGAAAUUAUAGAAGAUUUAAAAACUAUCAGAAUUGACGAGAAUUAGUUAUUCUGAAUCAUAAGCCUUUGUAGAAUAGAAUUUAAACUUAUCCCUUUAAGAUUUGGCAAAUAAAUAUUUCAACUAAAAAAAUUGA
This is a messenger RNA of Paramecium sonneborni, 1328 nucleotides long. The record is from the annotation of a GenBank genome assembly. Lineage: Eukaryota; Ciliophora; Oligohymenophorea; Peniculida; Parameciidae.